This is a messenger RNA of Portunus trituberculatus (swimming crab), 1701 nucleotides long. RefSeq names its product ceramide-1-phosphate transfer protein-like. Gene Ontology annotation, cellular component: cytoplasm; cytosol; membrane. Gene Ontology annotation, biological process: ceramide transport; intermembrane lipid transfer. The transcript is spliced from 6 exons. Bases 162 to 839 code for a protein of 225 amino acids. Gene Ontology annotation, molecular function: ceramide 1-phosphate transfer activity; ceramide 1-phosphate binding. NCBI's taxonomy places the organism in Eukaryota, Metazoa, Arthropoda, Malacostraca, Decapoda, Portunidae. The record is from RefSeq and is a predicted model, not a curated record.
GUCAUGGCCCUCCAGCCUCCACCCUGCUCCCGAGUGAGAGUGGCCGUCACUGCUGGCCGCCACAGUCAGCCUGCACUGUGCUACCCACGGACACGUGUGCAUUGCCUCGGUCUCCUAUACAUAGUGAUCUCUGCUUCCAGGCAGCGAGGCGAGGCGGCGCAAUGGACGGGAAGGAAACGAGCAAGGAGGAGGCGGCAACCCAAGAUGACCUGCUCAUGGACCUCAAGUUGCUUCGCUCAGGAUUCACGCCGACGCCAGACAACGAGCUGUCACUAGAUGGUUACAUGGGAGCCUACCUGGAGAUGAAUAAGUUCCUGGGUGUGAUGGGUCCCAUCUUCAACAUGGUCACCAGUGAAGUAGAGUCCAAGGUGAAAAUCCUACAAGAGCACCGAAAGAGCGAGGACGGCGACCACUACACGACGGUCAAUGACAUGUUGAGCUUUGAACAGAAGCAAGCACAUGGAGGCGUGCCAGCAGACCGCCGGGGCCAGCCGUCCGGAGCCAGAACACUCCUCCGCUUACAUCGCGCCCUUGAGUUCGUGACGGAGUUUCUGGUGUUGAUUAUGCGGCCACGGGAAGGCUUCUUCGGCGGGCAAGUGUCUCGUCUCUACGGGGCCACCCUGGGGAAGCACCAUGGCUGGCUGAUACGUACCACCACUUCCACCGCUCUCUUCACCAUCCCAGCCCACGCCACCAUCAUGCAGAGGUUAGCAAAAGGAAAGACGGAGGUGGACGAGUCUGUCAGGGAGGAGAUGGACCAAGUGAUAGCUGCUAUGAAGGCUGCCUACGACCUCACUCAGAAGCUCUACCAGCAGUAUGGGUAUCUUGAUCUUCCCUGAUGGUUUCACUUACUCAUCCCUUGGUGACGUGGAACCCAGCACGCAUUAUGAAAUACUCACAAGGUUGAAUAUAACUGUAAUUAUUCUUGUUUUUUUUAUCUAUCUUUUUUUUUCUAUGGUUGGAUUGUAAGGUGGUCUGGUAACACUAUGUACUACCAAGAUUGCCCAGCUUGAUCUGCUAACUUGAGCCUUGUUUAUUUUGUAAGCUGUUCUAAGGUUCUGUGGUUGUGACCCUAAAUGCUCUCUAAGCCUGACGUGCUGAACUGCACUUUUAUUCGAAAGAAAAUUCUAAUGUUAUUAAUCGGAACCAAGAAAAUGCACCACUAUCUUUUUUUUAUUUAUCCAUUUGUUUUUACCUAAGGAUUAACAUUUUUCUCUGUUGUCAUAAUGGUAAUUUCCCCCCUUUAUGCACAUCUCAGGCUUCCUUCACACUUUUUUUCCCCCGUUAGUAUGACAGCGCUGGUGGAUGCCUAACACUUUUUUUUUCCACGAUCGUUUUUUUUUUUUUUUCUGAGCGGGUUGUCUGCAUGUGGCAGUGUCAGUGUUGCCAACUAUAAGGCCAUCGCCUUUGGUCUGUGAGCGGUGGAGUAAUUUUACAAAAUUUGAACAACAAAUAGAGCAAUAAAAAAAAAAAAAGGGAAAUCUGUAUCUUAGUAAGGAAUAUUUAACUCGCCAUAAUAAAAGAAAUCGGUUCUUAACUCAAGGAGAGAGAGAGAGAGAGAGAGACUAGAAUUUAGUAUGACAAGCCGAGUGACCGAGAGUCCGAGCCAGUCUCUAAGAAGACAAUCUCUUCACUCUGCAUAAUGUAUCUAUGUACGAUAGUAAAAAAGAUAAGUAAAUAAAAAUGUCUAUAAAACUAAAA